AUGAAAUUCAUAUUUUGUGUAUUUUUGUGUGGCGUUCUGUGGAGUUCUCCAUCAUACAGUUUUAAAAAAUUACGUGUGGGUUUAGGUGAACCGAAUUCACCGUUAACUAAAAAUGUGAUCGACAUUGAAGACAAAUGGUUUGUGCAAAAACUGGAUCACUUUAAUCCUACUGAUAAUAGAACAUGGAAACAGAGAUAUCAAGUAAAUCAGAAGUAUUACAAGAAGGAUGGCCCUGUGUUUUUGAUGAUAGGAGGAGAAGGUCCAAUUUCAGCCAAAUGGAUGUACAGUGGGGCUUGGAUGGAUUAUGCUAAAGAAUUUAAUGCUUUAUGUUUGCAAUUAGAACAUCGAUAUUACGGAAAAAGCCAUCCUACUGAAGAUAUGAGUACCAAAAAUUUAGUAUACUUGAGUAGUGAACAAGCAUUAACAGAUUUGGCUGAAUUCAUUGUCAAUAUUCGAACAAAUUACGAUAUUCCAGCUACUGCUAAAUGGGUAGCAUUUGGAGGAUCUUACCCAGGAUCUUUGGCUGCAUGGUUGAGAAUGAAAUACCCACAUCUAGUGUACGCUGCAGUGUCUUCAAGUGGUCCUUUAUUGGCAAAAAUAGAUUUUAAAGAAUAUUUUAAAGUGGUUGAAAAUGCAUUAGCAACGUAUUCACCGGAAUGUGUAUCACAAAUAAAAGAAGCAAAUCAAAUGAUCGAUAACCAAAUUAAAACAAUCAAAGGAGCAAAAUUAAUUGAAAAUAAAUUCAAAUUAUGCGAUCCCUUGGAUAUAAACACAAAAAAAGACGUAGCGAACUUGUUUGAGACUUUAGCUGGAAAUUUUGCUGACAUUGUACAAUACAAUAAGGACAAUAGAUUUUAUGAAAACUUUGAACGAUCGUUAGUAACAUUGGAAACUUUAUGUGAUAUAAUGGUCAAUAAAUCAAAAACAACUCCAUUGGACAGAUAUGCAGAUGUUAAUAGCAAGCUAUUAUCCAUCAAUAAUUUAACUUGUACACAACACGUCUAUACCAAGAUGGUCGAUUCUUAUUUAAAUACAAGUUGGAAUAGUGAUUCAGCAGCAGGAGGUCGACAAUGGACAUACCAAACUUGUACAGAGUUUGGCUUUUAUCAAACAUCCAGUCAAGAAGAUCAUGCGUUUGGUAAUAAGUUUCCAGCUACAUUUUUCAUUGAUAUGUGCUCUGAUAUUUUUGGAAAGUUGUAUAAUUUAGAUCUUUUGUCUAAUGCAAUUAAAAGGAGCAAUAUGAUGUACGGUGAAUUGAACAUAAAAGAAAGCCGGGUAAUUUAUGUUCAUGGGUCUGUUGAUCCGUGGCAUGCAUUAGGCAUUACUCAUACAAAAACAAAAAACAACGUUGCAAUUUAUAUUGAAGGUACAGCUCAUUGUGCAAAUAUGUACCCUCCAUCUCCUACAGAUCUUCCACAGCUUAAAAAUGCUCGUGAGACGAUUAGAGCAUUUUUGAGUGAAUGGUUGACAGAAAACGACAUUGAUGACUCAUCUGAAGUCAACAAUAUACAAUUUAAAUACAAAGUUUAA
Molecule: messenger RNA, 1530 nt
Organism: Macrosiphum euphorbiae (potato aphid)
Lineage: Eukaryota; Metazoa; Arthropoda; Insecta; Hemiptera; Aphididae
Source: the annotation of a GenBank genome assembly